AUGGCUACUCAAAUUCCGUUCAAUAUAAAGUUGAAAACAACUUUGAAAAUGUGCAUACAAAGACUACGCUAUACUCAGGAGAAGCAGCAAUCAUUAGCCAAGAAAUCUAGAAGGGAUGCCGCGAAGUUACUUGCAGAAGGGAAGGAGCAGAAAGCCCAUUAUAGGGUCGAGAGUUUAAUCAAUGAUGACAUCCACAUUGAGUUGCUGGAAAUAUUAGAGUUAUAUUGUGAACUGUUGCAUGCUAGAAUUGCUAUACUGAAUAGUAUUGUUGACGAAGCAGACUUGAUUGAAAACCAUGUUGAUGAUGGUAUAAACGAAGCGGUUAGGGCGGUGGUGUAUGCAACUUUACAUGCAGCAGAGAUAAAAGAAUUGCAGCAGGCAAAAGAUCUGAUCACGCACAAAUUUGGGUUAGACUUUCUGAGAGCAAUUGUGGAAGACAAAAUUGGUGUUCCUGAAAAGAUUUUGACCAAAUGUUCACCACGUUUACCAAAGGAAGAGCUAGUCGAGCUUUAUUUAUCUGAGAUUGCCCGUACUUAUGAAGUUCCAUAUAGCAAACUUCGUGAGGAAUCCGAAGAUGAAGAUAAUGAUGAAAGUACAAGCAGUGAAGGUGACGAAGGCGGUAUCGGGGAAGAAAUUACAAAUCUCAAGGAUGAAACAUCAGUGAAUACACAUGAUAGUGAUGACAAUAAACCGAUUGUUGCGGUAGAAAGUGAUGCUAUUGAUGACAAGAGCCAUCCAAUUACCGUUAAGAAACCUCGUAAGAAUAGUGACACCGUAGGAGCCAAAUUAAAGAUCCCAGAUGACAUCAAAAGGGAUGUGAAAAUCGUUACCAAGAAAGAAAAAGUUUUCGAUACUGAUCUGGAUGAACUGAAAAAAAGAUUUGCUGCCUUGCGUAGAUAA
This is a messenger RNA of Lachancea fermentati, 900 nucleotides long. The record is from the annotation of a GenBank genome assembly. NCBI's taxonomy places the organism in Eukaryota, Fungi, Ascomycota, Saccharomycetes, Saccharomycetales, Saccharomycetaceae.